UGUCUGUGGUCUGAGCGAGAUAUCGGAAGCUCCAUUUACGCGCUAACAUAAUUGGCUAGCCGAGCUCGUCUGAAUCUGAAGGUGCCGACGUACUCCAGUCCUCGCCGACUUGCUAAAACAGAAUUCAGCAAUUGACUUGCAGGCACUACCUCAUCACUUAACUAUCAUUCCAUACGGACUUCGCAAACAUGUCUGACGACGACAGAGAGACCAAGCCCUUCAAGUUUGUGACUGCUGGGUUCGAUGCGCGCUUCCCAAACCAGAACCAAACGAAACAUUGCUGGCAAAACUAUGUCGACUACCACAAGUGCAUCAUUGCUAAGGGAGAGGACUUCGCUCCUUGCCGCCAGUUCUUUUUGGCAUACCGAUCAUUGUGCCCAAGUGGCUGGGUUGAACGCUGGGACGAUCAGCGCGAAAACAACACCUUCCCAGCCCGUUUGGAUUAGUGCAUCAUGAACAGGUUUGGCGGAGGUCAUGAUGUUGGUUGGCUCUCAAACAGGAAACGAAGGAUGGACAUUGUAGAGUAGAAGUCGGUAGAACAAAUUCAUUGGCUACGCCUGUUAUUAUCACCGGUUGCUUCAUUGAUAUGUUUGCUACAGCUAUAUAUGCGAUAUAAAUGUAUGAGCUUAAACCUGGACAUCAAACGCAGUUCUUGUUCUAUCACAGUGCCUGGAGAAGUGUUGCAUAUAUAAUAUCUACGUAUAUUACUUUGUCUGCAUCUGGGAGUCCAGUAUAGUCGGACCGUAGAGGCGAAGAGCACUCUGUUGCAUUAAAUUUAUAGUUCGAGAACGCAGUUGCCACCUGAAUCCCAGAUUCCGGUUGAUGUUCAUGGCAUGGCUUGCAGGCAACAGGAAGCCAGACUAUAUUGUUGGCAACGGGCUUCCCGGUGACUUCCGCCAUAGGCUAUUAUUACGUCUGGUGUGGAUGGCAGAAUCACACAGGAGACAUCUCCGCUCAAUUGACGGAAUGCAGGCUGAACUUAAAAGUGGCAUUCUAACCUAUUUAUACACGGCUUAACUCCAUUUCCGCACGACUUGUAA
Molecule: messenger RNA, 1040 nt
Organism: Pseudogymnoascus destructans
Lineage: Eukaryota; Fungi; Ascomycota; Leotiomycetes; Thelebolales; Thelebolaceae
Gene: COX12
Product: Cytochrome c oxidase polypeptide vib
Exons: 5
Coding region: 189-446 (85 amino acids)
Cellular component (GO): mitochondrion; respiratory chain complex IV
Source: RefSeq, a predicted model, not a curated record